UCUCCCUCUCUUCCCUCCUCUCAGGGGAUGUGUUGGGGAAGUUUUCCAGGAGGAGUUGUCUGAUAUGCUGGUGCUCCAGAUGCUUCAGUCAGCCACCAAGGCUGCUUUUGACAAGGACAGGGUUAAGAGUAAUGCGGUGCGUGCGUUGGGGAACCUGCUCCACUUCCUGUCUGUCAGUCAGCUGACCCGGCCAGGGUUCCAGCGCCCCCUGGAGGAGGCGGUCAGCGCACUGGUCACCACAGUCCAAUCAGAAGCCACGAUGAAGGUCCGCUGGAAUGCCUGCUACGCCCUGGGCAACGCCUUCAGGAACCCUGCCCUGCCACUCGAUUCUGCUUCCUGGUCCGGCGAUGCGUUUUCCGCUCUCUGCUGUGUUGUCACUUCCUGUCAGAACUUCAAGGUGCGCAUCAAGUCUGCCGCUGCCCUCUCCGUCCCCGCCUGCCGUCAUUGCUACGGUGAUGCGGAGCGGUUCGGGGAUGUUUGGCGCUCACUGGCCGCGGCAUUGGAACACAGCGAGGAGACGCAGGACUUCCUGGAGUACCGCUACUGUUCCUCUCUCCGACACACACUCACACACACCCUCACACACCUGCUACGACUCAGCCAAUCACAGGACAUGCCCGCCCUGGGGAUGUCGCUCAUCAUGGAGGAGUGCAGGGGCUUCAAGGAACACUUGGUAAAAUACCUGAGAGGGGAGGGGGGGACGGACGGAGGGAGAGGAGGAGGGACGGAAGGAGGGAGAGGAGAAACAGAGGGGGAGAGAGAGCGAAAGGGGGAGGAGAGAGUGAGGACUCUGGGAGAGACGCUGGAGAGACUGAGGAGUCUUUGUGUAGAUGGGGAGGAAGAGGGUGAUGAAGGGAGGGAUAGAGGAGAAGAAGAGAGGAGUGCGUUGGUGGUGGUUGCAUUUCUGGAGGACGUUCUGAGGAGUUGUGAGGAGCUGAAGGUCUCCCACUCAGAUUGAUCUCUAACCCCACACUGUAGCCCAACUCUUGUUUCUCUCCUCAUUCCCCCCAUUUAGGAGCAGGAUUUGCAUGAUGGACAAGAGGGGGAGUUUCCACCAUAUCCCUCACAACAGUCCAUUGUAAUGAAUGAGUGCAUAAUUCAGGAAGGAAGAGGGGGAACAGAAUGGUUCAGGACAGAGAGACUACCUGUUUCUGGGUUCAGGUGUAGAAGUGUCGACUGUGGAACGGUAAACUGUCACCUGUCCCAGUGUUUUAAUUUUAUUCAGCUUACAAAGUAAUAAAUCAAUUAUUAAUGAUGUUAAAGCAGAUGGUCUUCUACCGCUAAUACUGUUCUCAUUAGUACUACUGCUGUUAUUAUAGUACUAUAAGGGAUAACACUGCUAUUAUAGAAUUACAGUACUGUUAUUACUGUUAUAUUACAAUACUUUUGCUGUAGAAGUUGAUUAUAUAACAUUACUUUUGCUGUAUAAGUUGAUUAUAUAACAUUACUUUUGGUGUAGAAGUUGAUUAUAUAACAUUACUUUUGGUGUAGAAGUUGAUUAUAUAACAUUACUUUUGCUGUAGAAGUUGAUUAUAUAACAUUACUUUUGGUGUAGAAGUUGAUUACAGAACUGUUAUUAGUUAUAUGAUUACAGUACUAGCGCAUUAUUGUUAUUUGUGCUGUGUGUUUAUCAUUAAACCGGACCAGCGGGCGCUAGCCUCUAUCCCUGA
Oncorhynchus masou masou (cherry salmon) is the source of this 1670-nucleotide messenger RNA. RefSeq names its product HEAT repeat-containing protein 6-like. The transcript is spliced from 3 exons. NCBI's taxonomy places the organism in Eukaryota, Metazoa, Chordata, Actinopteri, Salmoniformes, Salmonidae. The record is from RefSeq and is a predicted model, not a curated record. Bases 65 to 958 code for a protein of 297 amino acids.